AUGGUGCCACAGAGUUAUGACGAUAUCAUCAUAACCCCGAAAAAUGUAAAGAUACUGAAUAAUUUAAGUGAUUAUUCGCAAACUGCCUUAGAUUAUUUUAGUUACGAUUUUAAGACUAUUGAAUUUGAACAAUGCUGGUCAUUGUUAAAAAAUUACAGUUCUUUUAAUUUCGAAACAAAAUUAAUAGAUGGUAAAAGAAUUAGAUUACCUAGUUGUUCAUUAGAAGAUAAAUUCGAUUACGAUCUUUAUUUAAAAAGACUACAUCAUUGUGUUUGGAGACGUUGGUCGAUGUCAUUAAAAAAUUCGAAUAAUAAUCUAAUCGAUCCAUUAAGUAUCAAUUGGAAUAAAGAAAAUGACUUAACAGUUUUAUAUGGUCCAGAUUUCUAUUCAACUGAAAAAGAUUCUUUGCUUAAAAAAAAUACUCCACCUUUAAAAAAUAUUACUAAUAAACAUUUAGAAGCUGUCAUGACACAUAUUCAACACCUCCAUUUAAAAUCAAAAGGUAAACUGUUUACUGAAGAUAUUCCAGAAGAAUUAGAAUAUUCCUCGGAUUCACGUUCAUCUAUUUCUUCAGGUUCUUCAUCUGGUUCUGGUGCAAUUUUUGAUAACUCACAUGAACAACAACAAUCAAGACUAAAUAAAAAAUCAAAAUUAUUAAACUUCAAUGAUUUUGUAGUAAGAUGGGAUAUUGAUGAAAAUGGUCUUUGUUAUGAAUCUCAUAACUACAUUAACGACCUGAGGUUCUGA
This is a messenger RNA of Tetrapisispora phaffii CBS 4417, 747 nucleotides long. RefSeq lists its product as uncharacterized. The transcript has a single exon. Lineage: Eukaryota; Fungi; Ascomycota; Saccharomycetes; Saccharomycetales; Saccharomycetaceae. Bases 1 to 747 code for a protein of 248 amino acids. The record is from RefSeq and is a predicted model, not a curated record.